AGAUGAAACAAAUAUGUCAAAUUAUGCCAGAUGAUCGAUGGUUCGAUAAACUUCUGCGACGUGGUUUCGUUUCUUGAAUUGUCUUGAAUCAGCUGAAAUCAAGGUCAAAUGUCACAUAGAAUAAUUUCAUAAAUUUACGAGUUUCUACUCGUUAAUAAAUGCUACGAUUCUUAGUUAAUGCUCUCCUUCAGUUUAAAGUUGCAGAAACAGAUAAGGCCUUUUCACACCAAUAAAUUAUUUGUUUCGCACACGAAAAGGAAAUAUAGCAAAAUGGUGAAAUAUUUGAAUCAAUCGGAGGCUAUUAACAUUGAUAAAGAUUUAUUCGAAAGAUACAAAUUCAGCGUUGAUCAAUUGAUGGAAUUGGCUGGACAAAGUUGUGCUAUUGCAAUCGCAAAAUCGUAUCCGUUGUUGGGAAACUCGAAUAAAGUGCUGGUAUGUUGUGGGCCAGGCAACAACGGUGGUGAUGGCCUUGUCUGUGCCAGACACUUGAAACAUUUUGGAUAUUCACCAGAAAUUUAUUAUCCGAAACGAACAAGUAAUUUAUUAUAUGAAAGACUGUUACAUCAAUGCGUCGAGAAUGAUAUACCUAUACUAAAAAAUCAAUAUAUAGAGAAAGCAACCGAUCCGACAAUUUUGCAGAAGUAUUCAAUUGUAAUAGAUGCUCUGCUUGGAUUCAGUUUCAAACCACCAGUGAGAGAACCAUUUGUAUGCAUCAUUAAUAUGUUAAAAAAUACAACCAUUCCUAUUUGCAGUAUAGAUAUACCCUCAGGCUGGGAUGUUGAGAAUGGCCCACCAGAAGAAGGUGGCAUAAAACCACAAAUGUUAAUAUCUUUAACGGCACCAAAGAUGUGUGCAUCUAAAUUUGAAGGAAGAUUUCAUUAUUUGGGUGGACGAUUCGUACCUGAGAAACUAGAGUUACAAUAUAAUCUUAAUUUACCAAAAUAUAUUGGUACAGAUCUUGUUGUUAAAUUGCAAGAUAAUACAGAAUAAUUCAUGCAUUUAAAUAUCAAACUGUAUAUA
This is a messenger RNA of Camponotus floridanus (Florida carpenter ant), 1020 nucleotides long. It is a transcript of the gene Naxe, whose product is annotated as NAD(P)H-hydrate epimerase. The transcript has a single exon. Gene Ontology annotation, molecular function: NAD(P)HX epimerase activity. Gene Ontology annotation, cellular component: mitochondrion. Bases 178 to 990 code for a protein of 270 amino acids. Lineage: Eukaryota; Metazoa; Arthropoda; Insecta; Hymenoptera; Formicidae. The record is from RefSeq and is a predicted model, not a curated record.